AUGUGCCCUUCCAUUGCCCUGGAGAACCGCUUCCCUCCAUGCGCACCUUUCGAUGCAGAACCCAUCUCCUCUGUUCCCAGCUAUUGUCCAUCGCGGCAGUUUUCAGACUGCCUCUCCUGUGAAGAAAGCCCUAGCUAUUUGGAGCAGCUGGUAGAUUCCUGUCUUCAGACAGAGGCACCCUUAGACCCAGCCCUCAGUGCUCUCCAGGCGCCCUCGCACUACAUCUCUGACUCCUUCCAGCCAGUCCCACUCUGCUUUAACCAGAGCCUGGACCCCAAGGCCCAAAUUAUCUCCCUGGGUAGCCAGACCCUUCUGAGGAAGGCUCCUGGAUCCCCUAACUCAGCUGAUCUGUCCAGCCCAGUAAACUAUAGCUGCUCCCCACCUCAGCUACCUUCUUUCACCCCGCUGCCCCACAGCCCAUCCGCUGCUCUGGACACCAAGACCUACGGCUACCCCGCAGAGGAGUGGUCCUGCCAUACCCCGUCGCUGUACACCGCCUCCGCCUGCUGCUGCACGUCCUGCGGCUCCGAGCACGUGGACACGCGGGUCCCGGAGUACUUCCCCUGCCCCAGCACGGACUGCAUGGACUACCUGCCACCCGUGGCCAUGGCCGAUGACUUCUUCAGAAGGGCUGGGAACUGUGACAUCUGCUACAGCUAAUGGGGACAGUGGUUUUUUACACGUUCAUUGUAUCCAAAUCAGAUUAAUUGCCCAUGAACUAUGCAAAGUACCACUGCCUAACACAGUCCAGUUUACUCUUCACUACUCGCAUAUUUUCUACAUGCCAUUGUCACUACAUUAGUCCUCCUGUAUGGUCAGGUUUUUUUAUUAGUUUUUUUUUUGUUUUUUAACAAACCCUAAGUCGCUUUGCCAGACACAUAACUAACC
Messenger RNA from Struthio camelus australis, 888 nucleotides. NCBI's taxonomy places the organism in Eukaryota, Metazoa, Chordata, Aves, Struthioniformes, Struthionidae. The record is from RefSeq and is a predicted model, not a curated record.